CAGUGACGUUUCCAUGACGAGCGACUACCCCAUAUAUGAAAAUAUUGUCUUCAAAGACAGACAUAGUUCUUCUGAUGAAAGGAUUCAACAGCAAAGAUCAGCCUCUCCUGAACCCAGCUGUGUGUCCAUGAAGAGUGCCCAGUCUAUGAUUGAACACAUUCUAUUCAAACAUAGACACCAGUCUCUUGCUGAAAGCGUUAAGCAGCAGAGCUCAGAGGAUCACAGAGGUCAGUGUGUCCCUCAGCGUCAAACAGAUCUGGACUCUGUGUUUAUGCUGCUGGAGGAGAACAUUGUCAGUUUUGUGAAGAAUGAGCUGAAGAAGAUGCAGAAGGUUCUGAGUCCAGAUUACCCAGAAUGCUUAGAGAGUCAGAAGGAGGAAGAGGAGGUGUUGGAGGGUGAAGAUGAAGAUCAGAGGAGCAGCAGCAGAGAGUCAUUUCUGAAGAUCACUCUGCACUUCCUGAGGAGAAUGAAGCAGGAGGAGCUGGCUGACCGUCUGCAGAGCAGGACUAUUGUUCUGAUGUGUCGACAACAACACAAGUCCAACCUACAGAAGAAGUUCCAGUGUGUGUUUGAGGGGAUCGCUAAAGCAGGAAACCCAACUCUUCUGAACCAGAUCUACACAGAGCUUUACAUCACAGAGGGAGGGACUGCAGAGGUCAAUGAUGAACAUGAGGUCAGACAGAUUGAAACAGCAUCCAGGAAACCAGACAGAGCAGAAACAACAAUCAAACAAGAAGACAUCUUUAAAGGCUCGUCUGGAAGACAUGAACCAAUCAGAACAGUGAUGACAAAGGGAGUGGCUGGCAUUGGGAAAACUGUCUUAACACAGAAGUUCACUCUGGACUGGGCUGAAGACAAAACCAACCAGGACAUCCACUUCACAUUUCCAUUCACUUUCAGAGAGCUCAAUGUGCUGAAAGAGAAAAAGUACAGCUUGGUGGAACUUGUUCAUCACUUCUUCACUGAAACCAAAGAAGCAGGAAUCUGCAGCUUUCAACACUUCCAGGUUGUGUUCAUCUUUGACGGUCUGGAUGAGUGUCGACUUCCUCUGGACUUCCACAACAAUGAGAUCCUGACUGAUGUUACAGAGUCCACCUCAGUGGAUGUGCUGCUGACAAACCUCAUCAGGGGGAAACUGCUUCUCUCUGCUCGCCUCUGGAUAACCACACGACCUGCAGCAGCCAAUCAGAUCCCCUCUGAGUGUGUUGACAUGGUGACAGAGAUCAGAGGGUUCACUGACCCACAGAAGGAAGAAUACUUCAGGAAGAGAUUCAGAGAUGAGGAGCAGGCCAGCAGCAUCAUCUCCCACAUCAAGACAUCACAAAGCCUCCACAUCAUGUGCCACAUCCCAGUCUUCUGCUGGAUCACUGCUACAGUUCUGGAGGAGCUGCUGAAGACCAGAGAGGGAGGAGAUCUGCCCAAGACCCUGACUGAGAUGUACAUCCACUUCCUGGUGGUCCAGACCAAAGUGAAGAAGGUCAAGUAUGAUGGAGGAGAUGAAACAGAUCCACACUGGAGUCCAGAGAGCAGGACGAUGAUUGAGUCUCUGGGAAAACUGGCUUUUGAGCAGCUGAAGAAAGGAAACCUGAUCUUCUAUGAAUCAGACCUGACAGAGUGUGGCAUCGAUAUCAGAGCAGCCUCAGUGUACUCAGGAGUGUUCACACAGAUCUUUAAAGAGGAGAGAGGACUGUACCAGGACAAGGUGUUCUGCUUCGUCCAUCUGAGUGUUCAGGAGUUUCUGGCUGCUCUUCAUGUCCAUCAGACCUUCAUCAACUCUGGUGUCAACCUGAUGGAAGAACAACAAACAGCAUCUCGGUUGUCUGCUGUGUUUAGAGGAAAAACAAAAUUAAAACAUGUCCACAAGAGAGCUGUAGACGAGGCCUUGCAGAGUCCAAAUGGACACCUGGACUUGUUCCUGCGCUUCCUCCUGGGUCUUUCACUCCAGACCAAUCAGAAUCUCCUACAAGGCCUGCUGACAAGGACAGAAAGUAACUCACAGACCAAUCAGGAAACAGUCGAGUACAUCAAGAAGAAGCUCAGUGAGAAUCUUUCUGCAGAGAGAAGCAUCAAUCUGUUCCACUGUCUGAAUGAACUGAAUGAUCGUUCUCUUGUGGAGGAGAUCCAACAGUCCCUGAGAUCAGGAAGUCUCUCCACAGAUAAACUGUCUCCUGCUCAGUGGUCAGCUCUGGUCUUCAUCUUGCUGUCAUCAGAAAGACAACUAGACGUGUUUGACCUGAAGAAAUACUCUGCUUCAGAGGAGGCUCUUCUGAGGCUGCUGCCAGUGAUCAAAGCCUCCAACAAAGCUCUGUUGAGCAGCUGUAACCUCUCAGAGAGAAGCUGUGAAGCUCUGUCCUCAGUUCUCAGCUCUCAGUCCUCUAGUCUGAGAGAUCUGGACCUGAGUAACAACGAUCUGCAGGAUUCAGGAGUGAAGCUACUUUCUGCUGGACUGAAGAGUCCACACUGUGAACUGGAAACUCUUGGGCUGAGCAGCUGUAACCUGUCAGAGAGAAGCUGUAAAGCUCUGUCCUCAGUUCUCAGUUCAGAGUCCUCUAGUCUGAGAGAUCUGGACCUGAGUAACAACAACCUGCAGGAUUCAGGAGUGAAGUUACUUUCUGCUGGACUGAAGAGUAAACACUGUGAACUGGAAACUCUCAGGCUGUCAGGUUGUCUGGUCACAGAAGAAGGUUGUGCUUCUCUGGCUUCAGCUCUGAACUACAACCCCUUCCAUCUGAUAGAGUUGGACCUGAGUAACAACAACCUGCAGCUGCAGGAGCCGGGAGUAAAGCAGCUUUCUGCUGGAGUGGACGAUCCUUAUUGGAGACUGGGCGCUCUCAGAGUGGACAGUAAUAGAGAGCAGAAGCUAACUCCUGGUCUGAGGAAAUAUGCCUGUAAAAUCACUUUGGAUCCAAACUCAGCACACAGAAACCUCAAACUGUCUGACAACACGAGAGUGGAAGCAGCGGACGAGCAGCAGCCGUAUCCUGAUCAUCGAGAAAGAUUUGAUACCUUCUGUCAGCUGCUGUGUAGAAACGGUCUGACUGGGCGCCGAUACUGGGAGGUCGAGUGGAGAGGAAGGGUUGAUAUAGCAGUGUCUUACAUCACGAUCAGGAGGAAGGGAUACAGCAGGACCUCCAGGUUUGGAGGGAACAAUCAGUCCUGGUGUCUGAGCUGCUCUGAUGAUUGUUACUCUGUCUGGCACAACAACACAGAGACGAUCAUCCCUCUCCCUCCCUUCUCCAUCUCUCACAGAGUAGCAGUUUAUCUGGACCGUCGUGCUGGAAUUCUGUCCUUCUACAGAGUCUCCUCUGAUACAAUGGUCCACCUCCACACCUUCAGCACCAAAUUCACUCAGCUUCUGUAUCCUGGGUUUAGAGUCUGGAGUGGUUCAGUGACUAUAUGUCCAGAGACUGCUGCAGUCACCCUGCUGACUGAGGAAUGUCUGUUUAAUCCAUACGAGACCUCGCUCACACUGUAUUCGUGUUCUGAUGCAGUGGUCAUGCAGCAACAGCUUGGAGAAGGCAGGCAGAUUCUCCUCAUCCUGGCACUGGGUUGCCAGUUUUACUGGCCUCAUGAUCAUAGGUGUGGCUCUGCUAUGGAUCAGUGUGAGGACAGAGAGGAGGGAGUCCCUCCCUCUAAAACCACUCUGUGGAGGGAACAUGAGAACCAGACCAAAGCUCAGAGGAUCUACCAGACACCUCGCUCUCCUGAACUCAUCAAGAGUGACUACUCAAUGUAUCGACCUACUGUCUUCAAAGAGGGACAUCGUUCUUUUGAUCAAAGUAUUUAUCAAAAAAACUUGGAGGAUCUCAGCGGUCAUUCUGGCCAGCGGCACAGCCCAGACCUGAAUGCCUUAUUUCUGCUGCUGGAGGAAAACAUCAUCAGUUAUGUGAGGAAUGAGCUGAAGAAGAUCCAGAAGGUUUUGAGUCCAGAUUACCCAGAAUGCUUAGAGAGUCAGAAGGAGGAGGAGGAGGAGAUGUUGGAGGGUGAGGAUGAAGAUCAGAGGAGGAGCAGCAGAGAGUCAUUCCUGAAGAUCACGCUGCACUUCCUGAGGAGAAUGAAGCAGGAGGAGCUGGCUGACUGUCUGCAGAGCAGAACCAGUGCUACUGUGUGCCGUCAGAGACUGAAAUCAACAUUGAAGAAGAAGUUCCAGUGUGUGUUUGAGGGGAUCGCUAAAGCAGGAAACCCAACUCUUCUGAACCAGAUCUACACAGAGCUCUACAUCACAGAGGGAGGGACUGCAGAGGAGUUUCUGGCUGCUCUUCAUGUCCAUCAGACCUUUAUCAAGUCUGGAAUCAACCUGAUGGAAGAACAACAAACAAUUUCCAAGAAGCCAAACACAUCUGAAGAAAAACCUACACUUAAACAUGUCCACCAGAGAGCUGUAGACGAGGCGUUGCAGAGUCCAAAUGGACACCUGGACUUGUUCCUGCGCUUCCUCCUGGGUCUUUCACUCCAGACCAAUCAGAAUCUCCUACGAGGCCUGCUGACAAGGGCAGAAAGUAUCUCACAGACCAAUCAGGAAACAGUUGAGUACAUCAAGAAGAAGCUUAAUGAGAAUCUGUCUGCAGAGAGAAGCAUCAAUCUGUUCCACUGUCUGAAUGAACUGAAUGAUCGUUCUCUAGUGGAGGAGAUCCAAUGGUCUUUGAGAUUACGCCGUCUCUCCACAGAUGAACUGUCUCCUGCUCAGUGGUCAGCUCUGGUCUUCAUCUUACUGUCAUCAGAAGAACAUCUGGGUGUGUUUGACCUGAAGAAAUACUCUGCUUCAGAGGAGGCUCUUCUGAAGCUGCUGCCAGUGGUCAAAGCCUCCAACAAAGCUCUGCUGAGCAGCUGUAACCUCUCAGAGAGAAGCUGUGAAGCUCUGUCCUCAGUUCUCAGCUCUCAGUCCUCUAGUCUGAGAGAUCUGGACCUGAGUAACAACGACCUGCAGGAUUCAGGAGUAAAGCUGCUUUCUGAUGGAUUGAAGAGUCCACACUGUGAACUGGAAACUCUCAGGCUGUCAGGUUGUCUGGUCACAGAAGAAGGUUGUUCUUCUCUGGUCUCAGCUCUGAGCUCCAAUCCCUCCCAUCUGAGAGAGCUGGACCUGACCUACAACCAUCCAGGAGAGUCAGGAGUGAAGCUGCUUUCUGCUAGACUACAGGAUCCAUGCUGGAGGCUGGACACUCUCAGAUUGAGCAGCUGUAACCUCUCAAAGAGAAGUUGUGAAGCUCUGUCCUCAGUUCUCAGCUCUCAGUCCUCUAGUCUGAGAGAUCUGGACCUGAGUAACAACAACCUGCAGGAUUCAGGAGUGAAGCUGCUUUCUGCUGGAUUGAUGAGUCCACACUGUGAACUGGAAACUCUCAGGCUGAGCAGCUGUAACCUGUCAGAGAGAAGCUGUGAAGCUCUGUCCUCAGUUCUCAGUUCAGAGUCCUCUAGUCUGAGAGAUCUGGACCUGAGUAACAACAACCUGCAGGAUUCAGGAGUGAAGUUACUUUCUGCUGGACUCACGAGUAAACACUGUGAACUGGAAACUCUCAGGCUGUCAGGUUGUCUGGUCACAGAAGAAGGUUGUGCUUCUCUGGCUUCAGCUCUGAACUACAACCCCUUCCAUCUGAUAGAGUUGGACCUGAGUAACAACAACCUGCAGCUGCAGGAGCCGGGAGUAAAGCAGCUUUCUGCUGGAGUGGACGAUCCUUAUUGGAGACUGGGCGCUCUCAGAGUGGACAGUAAUAGAGAGCAGAAGCUAACUCCUGGUCUGAGGAAAUAUGCCUGUAAAAUCACUCUGGACCCAAACUCAGCACACAGAAACCUCAAACUGUCUGACAACAACAAGAGAGUGGAAGCGGUGAACGAGCAGCAACCGUAUCCUGAUAAUCUGGAAAGAUUUGAUACCUUCUGUCAGCUGCUGUGUAGAAACGCUCUGACUGGUCGCCGAUACUGGGAGGUCGAGUGGAGUGGAAGGGUUGAUAUAGCAGUGUCUUACAUCACGAUCAGGAGGAAGGGAUACAGCAGGACCUCCAGGUUUGGAGGGAACAAUCAGUCCUGGUGUCUGAGCUGCUCUGAUGAUUGUUACUCUGUCUGGCACAACAACGCAGAGAAGAUCAUUCCUCUCCCUCCCUCCUCCAUCUCUCACAGAGUA
This is a messenger RNA of Stegastes partitus (bicolor damselfish), 6115 nucleotides long. RefSeq lists its product as uncharacterized. NCBI's taxonomy places the organism in Eukaryota, Metazoa, Chordata, Actinopteri, Pomacentridae. The annotation marks the transcript as partial. The transcript has 26 exons. The record is from RefSeq and is a predicted model, not a curated record. Gene Ontology annotation, molecular function: protein binding.